Molecule: messenger RNA, 644 nt
Organism: Trichoderma reesei QM6a
Lineage: Eukaryota; Fungi; Ascomycota; Sordariomycetes; Hypocreales; Hypocreaceae
Exons: 5
Coding region: 282-629 (115 amino acids)
Biological process (GO): ubiquitin-dependent protein catabolic process; protein ubiquitination
Cellular component (GO): nucleus; cullin-RING ubiquitin ligase complex
Molecular function (GO): zinc ion binding; ubiquitin protein ligase activity; cullin family protein binding
Source: RefSeq, a predicted model, not a curated record
AGAUUCUCCUCGCCGCCGUGACUUUGCUGCCUUCUGCACUCUCCCAUUUUGGAUCUCGUUUGUCAGCCUGUAUCUUCCGUCCCUCCCAGCACUACUUGAUUCUGUGACGGGCUUUUUUUUCACCUGUUCUUUUACAUCGUCAGCUGCUUCGGCGAUCGUGCGAGAGCAGAAGGCCAUCGGAUCGAUCCCCAGGUGCUUCGGCUGCUUCCCUUCUCUCGUACACCCGCUCGUCCGCCGCCGAUACUAGAGCUUUCCCGGACCGGUGUCCAGCUACCCCAAACAUGGCUGACGUCGAAAUGAGUGACGCUCCGGUGGCCGCAAAGAAGGCUGACGGCGUCAGCGGCAAGGGAGGCGAGAAGAAGAAGUUUGAGGUCAAGAAGUGGAACGCCGUUGCGCUUUGGGCUUGGGAUAUUGUCGUCGACAACUGCGCCAUCUGCCGAAACCACAUCAUGGACCUCUGUAUUGAGUGCCAGGCGAAUCAAGCCUCUGCUACGAGCGAGGAGUGCACCGUCGCUUGGGGCAUCUGCAACCAUGCUUUCCACUUUCACUGCAUUUCACGAUGGUUGAAGGCCCGAUCAGUGUGCCCCCUCGACAACAGAGACUGGGAAUUCCAGAAGUACGGUCGAUAAGCAACGAUUGCACGG